AUGAGGAAAAUCUCCAAAAAAAAGUUGGAAAAGCUUAGGAUUGAGCUCAACAAUAGCAAAAAUCAUCAAAAAUUCCUGGAAAACCAACUUUUAAAAGAAGAAGAGAUGAAGGCCUCUCUGGAUCAGCAAUUCAAGGAAAGAGAUGAGCAAAUUGUUAAGUUCAAGAAGAACCAGCACGAAGCAAAUGAGCAACUGAAUGAGGGGAAGGCCAAGUAUGACGAGUUGGUAAAUAAACAUGUAAUGGUGGAGCAGAAAUUGGUGACUCUAAAAAGGGCCUCAAAAAGUAGAAAGUCUGCUGACAAAGAGACAAUAGCUUCUCUAAAAAAAGAAAGGGACCAGUAUAAAUUAAAAUGGGAAGCUGAAAAAGUGAAGAACAGAUUAGCUGAUCUCACCAUUGAAGAAGAAAGAAGCUUAAGAACUCGAUAUCAGAUGCAGGCUAAAGAUGAGAGAGAAGCAAUGAGGGUAGCUGAGUCAGACAUGAAGGAAUACCUGGACAAAAUAAAUGGUAUGAGAAACCAAGUUUCUGUGAUACAAGCUGAGCUUGAGUCUCGAGAGGAAGAAGCAAAGAAGAUGCAAGAACAAUUUGAGGAAUGGCAAGACUAUAUCAGCAGUCUCGAUGUACAACUAAACACUAAGGUAGUCGAGCUUGAUAUAGAGAAGGAGGAAUUGCAAAGGGCCAGAAAACAGAUUCAGCAAUUGGAAAAGAUGGUUCAAAUUGUCAUAACCUAA
Molecule: messenger RNA, 729 nt
Organism: Populus nigra (black poplar)
Lineage: Eukaryota; Viridiplantae; Streptophyta; Magnoliopsida; Malpighiales; Salicaceae
Exons: 1
Coding region: 1-729 (242 amino acids)
Source: RefSeq, a predicted model, not a curated record